Molecule: messenger RNA, 2817 nt
Organism: Botrytis fragariae
Lineage: Eukaryota; Fungi; Ascomycota; Leotiomycetes; Helotiales; Sclerotiniaceae
Product: putative thioesterase domain protein
Exons: 3
Coding region: 1-2817 (938 amino acids)
Biological process (GO): biosynthetic process; secondary metabolic process
Molecular function (GO): CoA-ligase activity
Source: RefSeq, a predicted model, not a curated record
AUGUCUAAUAAAAAUCUCCUUGGUCUUCUUGAGAAUGCUGCCAGAAAUGGCGCAGGCCAUGCCAAAGGUGUCCUGGUAUAUCACUCCAGCAAAGAAGGAGACAUUACCUUUUUGGGUUAUGAGAGGCUGCUACUGCUGGCUAGACAGCUAUCGAAGCAUCUCCGGCGGCUGGCGGAUGUCGAGAAUAAAGUGGUGUUGAUGUAUUUCGCAGAUCACUUGGAAAGUAUUACCUGGUUUUGGGCAAUUACGGCAGCUGGAGGUGUGCCAUGUGUUUGCCCGCCGCUUGCAAAGGAUUUUGAACCCCGGCGGGGAGUCGUUAAAUAUCUGAAAGGGCUGUUGAAUGAUCCUCUUGUUCUUACAAGUGAGGCUCUCAGUUCGGAAUUCGAUGGCCUGAAUAUCAGUUAUCUGUUAGUAGUCGAUAAAAUUGAGUCCUUGAAGUGUAAAGACAAAUAUGAAUCCUCCAUUGACGAUAACCUCGAUAAAUCUUUACCAACUCUAGCAGCUCUCAUGGUAACUUCCGGAAGCACCGGGAAUCCGAAAGCUGUUUCUUUACGGCACGACCAGAUCAUCGCUGCCGUUAAUAACAAGAGCACUCAACACAAUACUGGCCAGGAUGAUGUUUUUUUGAAUUGGAUUGGACUGGACCAUGUUGCCAACCUGACAGAUAUGCACCUGCAUGCCAUAAGUAUAGGAGCACAACAGAUACAUAUUGCCAGCAGAGACCUUCUCGCGAAUCCCUUAUGGCUUCUGGAACUGAUUGGUAAGCAUGGAGUCAGUAUGACAUUCGCACCAAACUUCUUUCUUUCCAUGCUAGUGCGUAGUUUACAAACUUUGGAGAAUGAGAACUCAAAAAAGGGACCGCCGGUAUUCAAUCUCUCUUCUCUUCGGGGACUUCUCUCUGGUGGCGAGGCCAAUGUUGUUGAAUCAUGUGAAAUUCUUUCACUUAAGUUGAGUUCAUAUGGCGCACCAAAAUCUGUUAUCCGUCCCGGCUUUGGUAUGACAGAGACAUGUGCGGGCUGUAUUCAUAACGUUGUUGAUUGCCCGUGUUAUGAUGUGACACAGGGGGAGGAGUUUUGUACACUUGGUGACGCCAAUCCUGGGGUAAAGAUGAGAAUCUCUCGCUAUGAUGGAACUAUAGCAGAAAAGAAUGAGGUAGGACUACUGGAGGUGUCGGGUCCUGUUGUAUUCCGUGAAUAUUACAAUAAUCCAGAGGCUACAAAUGCAGCCUUUACAUCGGAUGGAUGGUUCAAGACUGGAGAUGUUGGAUUACUAGAUUCAAAAGGAAGGUUGAGGUUAACUGGCCGGAACAAAGAUAUGGUUGUAAUCAAUGGUAACAAUUACUCGUCUGAAAGUAUAGAAGCUGCCGUCCAAAAUGUCGGUAUUCCUGGAAUUACCCCUUCCUUCAUUGCCGUCUGGGCGUAUCGGCCGAAGAACUCACCCACUGAGACGCCUUGUGUCGCCUACCUUCCGACUCAUCCGAUGCAGGAUACCCAUGCUCGCAUAAACACAGCUACCGCAAUAUCGAAAGCUGUAGUGAAAUACUGUGGCGCUCGACCUUUUAAAAUCAUCGGAUUACCAGGGACCUUGCUUCAAAAAUCUUCCUUGGGUAAACUUUCCCGAUCAAAAAUCCGUCUUGCGUGGGAAGACGGCCUAUAUAAUGAAUAUGAAUACGGGGACACAGUCAUUAUGGAAAACUCUCGGAAGGCUAUGGAAGAGAAUGCAGAGACCAAGACUCAGAAACUUUUGCUCCAGGUCUUUCACGAUCUUCUGACCGCGGAAUCGAGUCAACUGGGAAUCAACAUCCGCCUUGAAAGCGAACUGUUUGAAAUCGGAAUUACCUCAAUCGAUUUAUUAAAGCUACAACGUGUUAUCCAAAACUCGAUGCACAUGGUUAUACCAAUGACAAUAUUUUUUGCGCAUCCUAUCAUUCGUGAUCUGGCCCUGGCAUUGGAUGCACUAAAGGAGGAAAGCAAGAAGGAUAGCAACGAAAAGAAAAAAGAUUACAACCCCCUAAGUGUCCUCCAACCAAACGGAACUAAGACACCACUCUUCCUAAUCCAUCCCGGGAUCGGAGAUGUAUUGAUUUUUCUAAACCUUGCGCGGUUAAUCGAUGAUCGACCAGUCUAUGCUCUUCGUGCGAGAGGAUUCGAUGGAGAGGAGUACUUCUCAUCCAUUGACGAAAUAGUCAGCAGCUACUAUGCUGCAAUCAAGCGCGUACAGCCUAGCGGACCGUACGCUAUAGCUGGCUAUUCCUUUGGCGGAAGCUUAGCCUUCGAGAUCGCCAAGGCGAUACAAGCACAAAAUGACACAGUACAGUUUUUGGGAGUUAUCGAUCAACCACCGCACUUUAAGGAGUGGGCACAGACUUGUGAUUGGUAUAGUGCCGUGUUAGCUAUCGCAAUGUUUAUGGGUCUUAUCAAAGAAGAAUACAUAAUCACCGUUUCGGAGUAUAUCCGUCGAAAAUCACACGAAGAAGUGCUCGAUGUUCUCCUCGAGCAGGCCGACCCUGCUCAAGUGGCAGAAGUGGGAAUGACUAGUCAAAAACUUGAUAAUUGGGCCAAAUUGGUCUAUCAACUCAAGGUUAUUGGGAUGGAUUAUGACCCCGUAGGUAAUGUAACGAAUAUGGAUGUGUUUCAUACGACAGUCAACGAUGAGCGAUGGGGUUGGCCGUACGAUCAUAUAGAGCGAUGGAAAGAGUUCGUGGGAAGUCUUAAGUUUCAUGCUGUCAAGGGAACCCAUCUCACCGUGAUGACCCCUCCAAAUGUGCUUAAUUUCCGAAAUUUGAUCAAGGAAGCAUUGACGGGGCGUGGACUGUAG